Messenger RNA from Jaculus jaculus (lesser Egyptian jerboa), 1131 nucleotides. RefSeq names its product ankyrin repeat domain 45 (gene Ankrd45). Lineage: Eukaryota; Metazoa; Chordata; Mammalia; Rodentia; Dipodidae. The record is from RefSeq and is a predicted model, not a curated record. Gene Ontology annotation, molecular function: protein binding. The coding region runs from base 177 to 1103 and encodes 308 amino acids. The transcript is spliced from 6 exons.
CUGCUGGGGCGGGGCUGCAGGGGAGUGGGCUUCAACGGCGCUUCCACCGUGGAGACCCCAGCACCCCGAGUCUGACGCGGGCUCGGCUCGCGGUCCUCUACCAGCCCCGCGGCCCCGAAGGUUCAGCGGACUCAGGCCGAAGGGUGGCCUCCGGAGCCCCGAGCAUUUUGGACUUAAUGGAGGCAGAAGAAGUUCCGGAGUCAGGUGGUUCAGAAAAGUCACUGCUGUUGUCACAGCAAGAAGAAGAAGAAGAAGAAGAGGAAAGAUCCCAAGAGACAGAGGACACAGGCACUGAGAACCCUCUCUUACAGCCCGCUCUCACAGGAGAUGUAGAAGGGUUGCAGAAGAUUUUUGAGGAUCCUGAAAAUCCUCAUCAUGAACACGCCAUGCAGCUACUCUUGGAAGAAGAUGUGGUCGGGAGAAAUUUAUUGUAUGCAGCUUGCAUGGCAGGACAAAGUGAUGUGAUCAGAGCUUUGGCAAAAUAUGGUGUGAAUCUGAAUGAAAAGACCACCAGAGGAUAUACACUCUUACACUGUGCUGCAGCCUGGGGUCGUCUGGAAACUUUGAAGGCAUUAGUGGAACUGGAUGUUGAUAUAGAAGCUUUGAACUUCCGGCAAGAAAAAGCUCGGGAUGUUGCUGCUCGGUAUUCCCAGACUGAGUGUGUUGAAUUUCUGGACUGGGCAGAUGCAAGACUGUCUUUGAAAAAAUAUAUUACAAAGUUCUCUAUGGCCGUUACGGAGACAGAAAAGGGAGUAGGAAAGUUCCUUAAGGAAGACAAGAAUGCUGUCCUCAAUGCAUGCCGUGCAAAAAGUGAGUGGUUGGAAACUCAUCCAGAAGCUUCCAUUGAUGAGAUUUUUGAGCAGAGACAACAACUAGAAGACACUGUGGCUCCUAUCCUUGCAAAAAUGCCUGCACCACAAACCAACCUAUGGACAGACCCAAAUGGAAUAGAAUUUCAUCCAGCCAGCCAUCAUUGCCAACCUGUCAGGUGUAUGAGCAAGUCAUUUUGGAAAUGGAUUCUUCAGUCAAAAUACCCAACAAAUGCUGUACAAAGUGAAGACAAACUUUCUCAGAGGAAUCCUGCCAAAAUUGCAGAUUUCUGAGUUAAAUAAAUGAAUGAUUCUGUUUUAA